Molecule: messenger RNA, 1092 nt
Organism: Tarenaya hassleriana
Lineage: Eukaryota; Viridiplantae; Streptophyta; Magnoliopsida; Brassicales; Cleomaceae
Product: RPM1-interacting protein 4-like
Exons: 4
Coding region: 175-864 (229 amino acids)
Source: RefSeq, a predicted model, not a curated record
AAUAACACGGCUGGUUUCAGGUUUUGCAUAUUUACAAGAAACCCACGAAGGAUCGUCAUCUCUCUCUCUCUCUCUCUCUCUCUCUGCAUCGAAGGGAGAGAUUCGUGUCGGAAAGUUUCGAUUCUGCCCUUCUCUGAGCAUCGAAGUUCUUGGUUUCUUGAUUGAGAUACAGUAAUGGCGAACCGUGCGCAUGUUCCUAGAUUCGGAGAAUGGGAUAAACAGACGGAUGCUCCGUUCACGAUAGUCUUCGACAACGCGAGGACGAAGAAAAAGAAUCUGUACGACCCGAAAGAGAAUCCCGAGCUGUCAUCGAACCAGGGAUCUCCUCCACGACCACCUCGUACUCCAAACCCUCGUAGACCCGAACCCGCGAACCAGAUUCCAAAACAAAGAUCGCAAGGCCAUGGAAACAGCCGAGGAGAGGAGGAUUUCAGACGGUCCGUGCCAUCUCCAGCUCAUAGCGAUAAAAACACAAGAGUUAGGCCUCAGGCUCAUCCAAGGGAACCCUACAACAAUCACCCGUAUGGCGGAAGAGUCAUAAAUCAGGCCGAGCCGAACAGACGGCCGCCUCCACAGCCGCAGCCGCAGCCGCAGCAGGGGAAUCCUAGGGCGAUACCUAACGUUAGAGGCCAAAAAUAUAAGCCACGGGCGAUCCCACCAUUUCCCGGGCAAGGAGGGAAUUCGAACUUCGACCAUAUGAGUUACACUCACAUUUUCGACCAAGUGAGAGAAGAAAGGAACGUUCAAGAAGGCGAGAGGAGGCCGAUUGGCGGUGGAAACGCUCCCGUCAAACACCAUAACCAGUCUUCUCCUGAAAGCCCUAAGGGUUGCUGCUUUCCAUGGAGCCGAAAGGGAAAAUACUGAAGACUUUGUGUGUGUGUGUGUGUAUGUAUAUAUACAUAUAUAUAUAUAUAUAUGUAUAUAUGUAUAUAUGUAUAUAUAUGCACGCUUAGCUCAUCAACAGGAGCUUUCAACUCUUUCAUUCUAAUGGGUGUUUUUGAAUUCUUUUGCUCUGUGUUUGUGUUCUUUGGAGAUUUUUUUUUAAUGUAAAGUUGAUGUGAUUCUAUAUAAAUUGGAUGUGUUUCUUUUUCU